Molecule: messenger RNA, 1303 nt
Organism: Prosopis cineraria
Lineage: Eukaryota; Viridiplantae; Streptophyta; Magnoliopsida; Fabales; Fabaceae
Exons: 4
Coding region: 294-1040 (248 amino acids)
Cellular component (GO): cytoplasm; membrane
Source: RefSeq, a predicted model, not a curated record
UAGAUUUGCGUUAUCCAAGGAGUACGGUAUUAUUUCACUACUGGAGAGAAAAUGAUAUCGCCACGUUUGUUUUCCUGCAGAGCUCCAAAAGGAAUUUGCUCAGGCUUCAAAGAAGCAGCUUGAAGGCUUGAACAACGACUUUCGUCGCCCCCUUGGUUCUAGUUCUUUCUUUUUCUUUGUUAGGUCUAAACCCGCCUUAACCCCUUCUUCAUCCCUGAAAGUCAAAACCCCUAAUAUUUUUAACCCAAAAUGAGCUCUGCAUUCUUGAGGAAUCCUCCUUUUCUCGCUUCUGGAUGCAGAGGCAUUCGAUUAAACAUGUCACUGAUUCAACCCCAGCCUCCAUUAUGUGUAACCAAACUCAGUACAGAGUAUAUUUUCGAUCCCCAUAUUUUACGAGGAAAACCAAAGACUAUGCCAUUUCUCCUUCUUCGUUUUUCUCUUCCUCCUUUGCUUCUUCCUCUUCCUCUUCGUCGUCUUAUGGUUGUCUCUCCAAGGUUCGUUUUGUAGGUUGGUAUUUGGGGAUGGUGAAGUCGCGCCCCAUUCUUACAAAAAGUGUUACUUCUGGGCUUAUUUACACGGCUGCUGAUUUGUCCUCCCAGACUAUUUCACUAUCAUCUUCAGAAUCGUUUGAUUUUGUGAGGACAUUACGCAUGGCAGGAUAUGGGAUGAUCGUUUUAGGACCUUCACUGCAUUUCUGGUUCAAUUUUGUGUCAAAUCUUUUCCCAAGGAGGGAUCUUUUCUCAACAUUGAAGAAGAUGGUCAUGGGCCAAGCAAUUUAUGGACCUAUCAUGACUGUCGUUUUCUUCUCCUUGAAUGCUAUAUUGCAAGGUGAAAACAACACAGAGAUUGUUGCACGCUUAAAGCGUGAUGUACUGCCUACAAUGUUAAAUGGAGUUAUGUACUGGCCUGUUUGUGAUUUUAUAACAUUUAGAUUCAUCCCUGUCCAUUUACAGCCACUAGUCAGCAAUUCAUUUUCAUAUGUGUGGACCAUUUAUAUGACGUAUAUGGCAAACCUUGAUAAAGCAGAGGCUGCGAGUUGAGCAACAUAGUUUGAGGAGCCCUUGUUUCAUGAUUCAAACAUGGGCUAACUAUAUGGUUACAGUAUACAAGCCAAACUGGUGAAGUCGGUAUUUUGCAGGACGCUCUAAGAUUCAUGAUGUGGAUCAAAUGCUUAAUAGUUUCGACCAAGUUUUCUUUUUUCCACUUAAUUGUAAUAUUAUAGUAUCCAUUCUUCCUAGGGGACUGGACCAACUAGUGGACUCUGUAAAGCAUUUUCUGUUACUAAGUACAUUGGUUUGGCUUA